Chaetomium globosum CBS 148.51 is the source of this 966-nucleotide messenger RNA. RefSeq lists its product as uncharacterized. The record is from RefSeq and is a predicted model, not a curated record. The transcript has a single exon. Bases 1 to 966 code for a protein of 321 amino acids. Lineage: Eukaryota; Fungi; Ascomycota; Sordariomycetes; Sordariales; Chaetomiaceae. Gene Ontology annotation, molecular function: S-adenosylmethionine-dependent methyltransferase activity.
AUGGCUGAGAAAACCAACGGCCAGGGGACGAUAGCCCCAAAAGAAAGCACAUUCCGGUCCUUCACGCCGGAACAAAGCGCAAACUACGCCGCAAACCGGCUCGACUACCACCCCCGACUGUACAACAUCGUCCUCAGCCACCACCAGUCCACAGGCGGCCAGCUCAACACCGUCCUCGACGUCGGCUGCGGGCCGGGCACCGCGACGCGCUCCCUCGCCGGCCUCUUCAACCACGCCGUCGGCAUCGACCCGUCCGAGGGCAUGAUCACGACGGCGCGCUCCCUCGGCGGCGUCACCCACGCCAACAACAAGCCCAUCCGCUUCGAGGUCUGCACCGUCGAGGACGUCACCGCCCAGGCGGCCCUCGAAGCCGGCAGCGUCGACCUCCUCACCGCCGCCACCGCAGCCCACUGGUUCGACAUGGCCUCCUUCUGGCCGCACGCCGCCCGCCUGCUCCGCCCCGGCGGCACCGUCGCGCUGUGGAUCGGCGGGCCCAUCUUGGUCGACCCGUCUAUGCCGAAUGGUGUUGCUAUCCAGGCGGCCAUCGACGGGUUUGAGACGGCGCUGGAUGAUUACAUGGUGGCGGGGAACCGGGCCGCGCGCGGGUUGUAUGUCGAUUUGGUGCUCCCUUGGAUGCUGGAGACGCCCGUUCCGGAUUUUGAGCAGGCGAGCUUUGUGCGUAAGGAAUGGGGUGUAGGUGAGGGAAAGGAGCCCGCGGAUGAGUAUUACAAUAUCCAGCGGCCGGCGAAUGUGGACUCGCUGGCGCUGGUGUUCGCUACGGCCAGCCCGUAUAUCAGGUGGCGUGAGGCGAAUCCGGAUGCUGUUGGCACCGAGGCCGACCCGUUGGAGGUUAUGAGGAAGGAGAUUGAGAGGUUGCUCCAGGAUGCGGGUAUGGAUCCGAAGACGGGGGUGAUCAAGGGGGGCAUCGGAGCCGUUCUACUAAUGGUGAAGAAGACGGCGAAUUAG